Messenger RNA from Eriocheir sinensis (Chinese mitten crab), 17079 nucleotides. RefSeq lists its product as uncharacterized. Gene Ontology annotation, molecular function: DNA-binding transcription factor activity, RNA polymerase II-specific; RNA polymerase II cis-regulatory region sequence-specific DNA binding. Gene Ontology annotation, biological process: regulation of transcription by RNA polymerase II. The transcript is spliced from 20 exons. The record is from RefSeq and is a predicted model, not a curated record. NCBI's taxonomy places the organism in Eukaryota, Metazoa, Arthropoda, Malacostraca, Decapoda, Varunidae. Gene Ontology annotation, cellular component: nucleus. The coding region runs from base 613 to 8385 and encodes 2590 amino acids.
GCUUGUCCUGCUUCCUGCCCCCUGCCCACACCCUCCACACCUGCCCACACACCUCCCCCAGCCCCCACACACCUGUCAGGCACUCAAAAAGCCCUGGAAAUGGGAUAAAAGACGUGAAAUAGGGAGAACCAGGGUGCAGGGGACGGGGGACAGACCACCUUGAUUCAUGGACUGCCAAAUUCUCGUUAUGAUGGCCAUUUUCUCCCACACCUUCUGAUUGAUUGGCCACUUUACCUGUGUCACGGGCCAGCUGGGGGUUAUUAAGAGCCGUGUGAGGUGUAUUUAGCGGUGAAAUAACGCUAAUUAAGCCCAUGUGGAGGAGGAGACAGACACCGGGCUCUGUUGACACUGGGGUGAUUUGUCCCUAAUAACAAUCUCAUUUAUCACGGAAAUUGCCGGAUAAUGCCGUGUUCUGAGGGCUUGUGAGUGCCUCCCCGCCGUGUGUCUGCCCAUGUGGCCCCCCAGCAUGCCGCAGUGAGGUGGAAAUACAGUGAAAUAACGGUGAAAUGAGGUAACAUAUGAGGGCGUGCAGUCGUGAGUGGGAGGGGUGAGUGAGUGUGGUCCAGCGAGGGAUGCCGGGGAGAUGAGGCACCACCCCCCACCCCCAUUCUGAUGAAGAGAAGAAGCAGGCGGAGACACAGAAUGGAAGACUGUCAGGUUACGCAAGUUACCCCGAACCCCGAGGAGGAGAAAGAAAAUGAAAAUGAAGAAGAAAAAGAAGAGGAAAAGGAGAAGGAAGAAGAAGAAGGAAGAGGAGGAGAAGAAGAGGAAAAUGACGAUGAAGGAGAGGGAGAAAGUGGAGUGGAUGAAGAAGGAGGUGGAGAGGAUGAUGGUGGUGGUUGUGGUGUGGAGGAAACUGUGGAAGCUGUCACCCCCUCCACUACCACUGCUGUAACUCCUGCUUCUCCUCCUCCUCCUACUACUCCUACUACUACUUCUGCUGCUGCUACUGAUACUGCUGAUACUGCUGCUACCACACCUACCACAUCUACCACAUCUACUACUACUACUACUUCCAUUCCUGUUGCUUUGUCUACUGCAACUACUACUACUACCACUACUACUCCUACUACUACUCCUACUACUAUUACUACCACUGCUACUGUUCUUUCUCCACCUCCUCCACUUCUCCCUCUAUCCAUGGUGAAUCUUCCACAUGCAUCAUCAUCACCACCCCCAUCAUCACCACCACCACCACCAUCAACACCACCACCACCAGAAUCAUCAUCACUGCCACCAUCAUCACCACUGCCACCACCACAAUCACCAACUCCACCACAAUCACCACAAAUGGUAGUAGAGUCAUCACCAUCAUCACCACCACCACUACCAUCACUCCAACCCAUUUCAUCACCACCACAAUCACCACAACCACCACCACCUCAGUCUUCUGCGUCGCCAUCACCACCACCAGUACAAUCACCACCACCAUCACCACCACCACCCACCAACACCACCAGUACCUCACCCCCACCACCACAGUCACCGUCUCCACCACCCACCACCACCUCCACCUCCACCCAGUCCUUGCCGGCUGGUGUGUCGCAGGAGGUGGUGGUGGCACAGUUGAACCAGUUGCAGCAGACGGUGGUGUCCCAUAUCCUGCAGUACCAAGCAGGUGUCAUUGCACAGUUUCAGCAGAUACAACAGCAAAUGUUAUCUCAGCUCGGCGGCAGCAGCAGCGCGACAACCACCACCACCACCACUACCACCACAACACAGUCUGAAAGCUCCACCACCACCGCCACCACCAUGUCCUCCAUCAAUGCAGCAACACCGACCGCCACCAUCAUCCCAAGCUCUUCCCCGGCCUCCAGUGCCAUCACCACAACACCGCUGCGGACACCGUCACUAUCCGACAGGGUGAUGAGGAAGAGGAGAGCGCCAGCCAUGAUCAAAGAAGACCCACCACAGAAAGAGAUACACAUCAAGCGCAAGAGGACGGCCUUUAACGAGAAGCAGUAUAAAGUCCUGGAGACCACCUUCGAGCACAACAACUUCCCUGAGCCCAUUGACCAGCACUGCAUUGCCCUGCGCAUCAAGACGCCUUACCGCAGCAUCAAGAUGUGGUUCCAAAACAGGCGGGCCAGCGUCAGGAAGAGGCUCACCCCCCAGGAGAAGGGCAUCUCUAACCAGGACAACCGACCAGUCAAGAAUGCCAGUGACCCAGAAGCCCGAUGGUACUGCUCCCUCUGCCCUUCCACCUUCAUCGCCAAGAAGUUCCUGGACAGCCACAAGGAGGCCCACAAGAUGGAGACGCUGCACUGCCCGGACUGCCACAUGGGCUUCACGCACAAGGUGUUGCUGGACACUCACCGCAUCUCCAAGUGCUCCUCCAAGACCGGCAUCGACCUCACGCACCUCAAGGACGAGGGCAUCGACGGUGAGACGCUGCAGCCGCUGCCUCAACAGCUGCGCAGGUCACCCCGGGUCAAGGAGGAGGUCAAGGCCGCCUCCACACCACCACCACCACAGCAGCAGCCUUCACCCGCAGCAGCUGUGGUGUCCCCGGGCCUCUCCCUGCAGGCCGGGCUGCCCCUGUUACUCCUGCAGAAGCUACAGAAGCAGAGGGAGGAGCAGGAGACAGCUGCAGCAGGCACCUCAUCACCUACUGCACAGCCUAACCCACUCCUCCUGCAGCAGCAGCAGAGACUGAUGCAGCAGCUGCUUCUGGCACAGCUGCAGCAGGCCAAGGAGCUGAAGCAGGGAGUGACGGUGAAGCUGGAGCAGCAGCAGGAGGAGGAGGAAGAAGAGGAAGCACAGCAGGAGGAGGAGGAAGGGAGGAAGGAGGAGCCGAGUGACGCAGUGCUUAGGAGGAUCAAGGAGGAGAUCUUCAUCAAGGAGGAGAGGCAGGAGAUGGACCAGGUGGAGGAGGAGGUGGAGACAAUGGACACUGGAGGAGGAGGAGGAGGAGGGGAGGGAAAAGCAGAGGAAUGCCCUUACUCUCCUUCCUCCUCCUCCUCCUCCACCACCACUACCAUCACUUCCACCACCACCACCACCAGCACCACCACCGCCACUCCCAUCCUCAACACCAUCACCUACUCGGAGCAGCUCAAGCAGACACUCCAGCAGAAAAUACAGCAGAUCCAGCAGAACCAGCUACACCUCAAGCUGCAGCAGAUACAGCAGAAGCAGAAGGAGCUCUUGGAACAGCAGGAACAGGGGGCAACCAGCAGCAUGGAGGAGACAACCAAACCAACCAUCACUCUGGGCGCCCUUCCUAUCCUCCCCCUUCAGUCAAGUUCAAGUUCGAGUGCCAGCCAGGAGACACCGAGGAUACGGGUGAAGGAGGAGCUGCAGGACCCACUCAACGCAUCCUCCAAGGAACCCCAAACCCUGCAGGACCAGAUCAGCUCCAUCCUCAAGAACCACGGCCUCAAGUCACCCUGGAGAACGAGCGCCACCAUCAAGGGUGAGCCACAGGGGGAGGAGGGGGAGAGGGGGCCACAGCAGGAGAGGGAGUCCAUGCAGGAGCAGAUCCAAGCUAUCCUGAGGCACCAGCAGGAGCAGCGGCGCAAGAUGGAGAAGACGGGUGAGGAUGAAGGGUCCGAGGAGACAGCCAUCAACAGCAUCAAGCGUUGCCGUCGCCGCACCACAGUCUUCAAUGAGGUGCAGCUGCGGACGCUCUACCUCCACUUCACGCACUGCAACUUCCCCGACCCCUCCAUGUUCAAGAUCAUCGGCAACCUGACCAAGCUGGAGCCGCAGGUCAUCAAGAUUUGGUUCCAGAAUGAGAGGUCGAGGCAGCGGAAAAGGGCGGCGCACUUCCUCGAUGAAGUCAACUCCAAGGAGAAGCCUUACAAGUGCCGUGACUGUGGCAUGUCCUUCGCCAUGCUGACCUUCCUGGUGAAGCACAGCAUGCGGCACAGCGGCGAGACUGACGCCGCUGCCGCUGCACGUGAGGGGGCCAUGCGCACCUGCCCGCUGUGCCUCCAGAAGUGGAACCGCGAGGUGUUUGCGCUGCACCUCAAAAGCCGCCACAACGUCAACUGGUCGCUGGUGGAGGAGCGCGCCGGUGGGUCACUGACCUGCCACCUGUGCUCGCAGCGCUUCCCCGACCAGGACAGCCUCAUGGUGCACAAGCACCGCCACCUGGACGAGGACCACGGCGUGCCGCCGCAGUGCAAGCAGUGCAAGACGACCUUCGUCAACGCGGUGUGCCUGGAGGCCCACAUGGAGACCCACAAGCAGCCCUGGACCUUCCGCUGCACCCUGUGCGACGCCGCCUUCCCCGACAAGGUGCUGCUGGCCUCCCACCACAUGGGCCACGGCAUGCCCCUGGCUGUGGUCAGCACCCUGGACCGCUCCCGCAGCCAGCUGCAGCACACCUCCAUCAGGAAGAUGCAGACCCGCUGCGCCCUCCCCGACCAGCCGGCCUCCCUGGCUUCCCCGCUGGCGGGUGCCUCAGACAACGAAGUGUCCUCCGAGCCUGAGUCUGGGGCCCAGGCCAGCCCUGCCACCACCCCCAAGGCAACCUCCCCCUCCUCCACCUCCACCACCACCACCACCACCACCACCUCCAGCCCAGAGGUGCCUGUGGUGUCGACAGCCACGGUGCUGCCAUCCUCGGCCAUCCUGGCCACACCCCAGGGGGUGGGCACCCUGCCCCUCACCCCGCCAUCCUCCUCAGGUCCAGUCAGCUUUGUCAAGCUCAUCCCCAUCCAGCUCAUCCCUGUCAACAGCUCAGCUGGGGGCCAGAAGAGCUCGGGGGCCACCACCACCUUCAUCUCCGUGCCGGUGUCCCUCAAGGGGGCGGGUGACUGCUCCACCACCACCGCCUCCGCCUCACCCAUCGUGAACUACCUGGUGGAGGCGCCGGCGGCCACAGUCAAGGCCGGCGAGGCGCUGCGGCGGCCCCGGGGCAAGGCGCUGCCCAACCUCAUCCCCAUCGGCGCCAGCCCCGGCCCCGCCACGCUGCCCCUCAAGGAGAAGAACACCAGCGAGCCCCGCAGCCCCCCGCCCUCCCUCAAGGGGCGCCUCGGCCUAAGGGACGGGCGGAACGGCCUCAACGCAGAGAACCGGGACAGGCUGGGUGACCAGUCAUCUCACGAGGCUGAGGGCCAAGGAACGGAGGCAGGGAAGGGAGCGGGGGAGACCUGGGCAUCCCAAGACACUCUUCCACUACCCCAGCAGCAGAUUGGCGGCAAGAAGAGGUAUGUCCCCAUCCUGCCCAUGAUCCCCCUGCUAGACACGCCCCCCCACUCCACGCCCCCCUCCACCACCACCACCACCACCACUACCACCACCCGCAGGCCCAGAGCAGCUGCCACCAAAAGGCCUUGGGUGGGCAGUGACUACAAAGGCUACAAACGGCGCCGCACCCCAACCUACUUCACGGGCAGCCAGAGGGACGUCUUGGAGGUCCACUUUGAGUACAACAACUUCCCUGAGCCGGUGGAGCAGUUUGCCAUCUCCACCCAGCUUGGCGUGGAGUACCCGGUGGUCAAGACUUGGUUCCAGAACACGCGGAAGAAUAUGCGGAGGCAGCUAAAGGAGGAAGGCAAGUUUGACCAGGAUGGGCCGUUCCACUGUCACAAGUGUAGUGUGGCGUUCAUCUGUCGCUCGGCUUUCGACUCUCAUUGCGAGCGUCACAAGGACAAGACCAGCUACUUCUGCGGCGAGUGCUGGAUGUACUUCAACCACCCGGCGGUCCUCAACACCCACCUCAUGAGCCACACGGGUAAAUUUGGGGACCGGAAAAAGAAGCCAUCAAAUUAUGAGGAAGAGGAAGAGGAGGAGGAGGAGGAAGAGGUUGGAGGCAGCCUGAUGGACGAGGAUGACGAGGAGGAGGAAGACGACGAUGAACAAGUGAAACGGAAGAUAGGAAGAGAGACACAGACAGCGGAAGAAGAAGAGGAGGAGGAGGAGGAGGAGGAAGACGAGGGGAAAAGAAAAAGAAAAAACAGCAAGGGGGUCAGCAUACAAACAGAUGACAACGAGGAAGAAGAUUCGGAUGUGGAUGUCGAGGGGGUUGACGACGGGGGUUCGAGAGGGACAUUCGAGGACGACCUUGAUGGCUGUCACCCGAUCCUUCAAGUGGAGUGCAUACUGGACGAACAGUCGGAGGAGGAGACAGAGAACGGAACCUCAAACAGCGGAACCGACUCCCCGGGACACAAAUGCCCGUCGUGUGAGGAGGGUUUCGCGUCGCUGAUCUCCCUCAAGGAACACAUGUCGCACCACUGCUCACAACGGCGGCUACGGAAGAGACAGCCGCCGUCCCCGCCAUCCGCCGCCUCCCCGACAUCACCCUCGGAUGCACGACGGGAGUUCUGCACAUCAAUCCGUUGCUUCGAGUGCCGUUCGCUGUUCCCCGACCGUCCCUCCUUCAUCCAGCACUUCUCCCUCAGCCGCUGCAGCUUGAAUAGACAGCGGAUUGAGUACACCGAGGAGGAGCAGAGCAUACUGGCGACGCACUACCGAGAGAACAAUUUCCCCAUGCCUGCCGAGAUGAGUCUGCUUGCGAAGAGGCUUGGGGUGCGGUACCGUCAAAUCAUGCACUGGUUCCAAAAUAGACGAAGCAAGGAUCGCAAGCAACAGAGGGAGAGUGAGUGUGUUUGGGAGAAGAGUCCGCCGGUGGAGUGUCUGGAGUGCAAGUCAACCUUCGUCACAGAGCGGAACCUGAGGAACCACCAGGAGGCCGUGCACGGGGUGGCGCGGGAGAGCCUGGCGCAGGAGUUUGUGUGCUCCGCGGCGGGCUGCGACGCUACCUUCACCAACGAGGACCUGCUGGUGACGCACAAACUGGCGCACCUGCCGGAGACUGAGGCUAAUGGGAUGGGCUCACAUCGCCUCACCAUCCUGGGACCGAAGCCGCAGUGGAAGAACUUCACCGUCACCGUCCUGGAGGCGCACUACAGCGACAACAACUUCCCCGAGCCCAUGGACAUCGGCUUCAUCGCUCGGAGGCUGGAGGUGGACCCGCUGCAUGUGCAUAUGUGGUUUAAGGAGCGGAGAAACCAGCACAUCCGCAAGCUUGAGGAGAGUGGGCGAGAGGUGAUGGAGGAGCACCUGGCCGUCAGCAGUCAGCGGGUGCUCAGCAAGACCUGCUUCACCUGCGACGCUGCGUUCAUCUGCCAGACCGACCUUGAUACUCACCUGGAGAUGCACAAAUCGUCUUGGGCUCAGAUGUGUACAAUGUGCGGACAAGAGUUCAGCAACAUCAUCGCCCUGGAGACUCACUGGAUCAGGCACGGCGUCAACUUCAUGGGUGAGGACGCGGCAGGAGGUGAGGGAGGGAAGGACACCACCACAGCCACCACCACCACCGCCACCACCAACACCACCUCCACCACCACCACCGACGCCACCACCACCCAGCCGCCCGCCCCGGAGAGAGCGGCCAAGGCAACGUUCACAGGCCUGCAGUUGAAGGUGCUGGACGGCCACUACCAGCAAAAUCACUUCCCUGGGACCACUGAAGUCUGGCUGGUGGCCAAGCGCUUGGGGCUGCGGCCGAGGCAGGUCACACACUGGUUCCAGAACAGGCGAGGGCGGGAGCGGCGCGCCCACAAGGUCACCGCCCCCGCCUCCCAUCCUUGCCUUUGGUGUGGGGCGGCCUUCAUCUCCCAGUUUGCCCUCCGCCACCACCGCCGGCAGCACCGCCUCGCCUCCUCCCACCACAUGUGUCCCCGCUGCCCUGCUGUCUUCCUGGCUGCCAUGCUCCUGGAGACUCACGCGCUAUACCACCAGGUGUUGCCCCGGGGCCGCCUCACCCCCCCGAACAGGCCCCCUGACUUCACCCGGGACCCUCUCGCUGUGGGGCAAGUCCGGCCAGGAGUCGUGCCCACCUCAACGGACUCCGAUGACUCCAGCAGCGAGCCUGAACUGAGCAUUGACCUCUCAGCCCAUACAGCACCUGAGGACGACCAGGGCGAGGGUCAGGGGGAUGAGCUUGACCCGGUGAAGGCCAUCCUACCCUCGGCACAGAGCGGCGUUCCUUCCUGGCACACCCCGCAGCCUGAUGUUGACGGGUCGGACCAAGAGAUGACCGAGAUGCCACACAGUGCUGAUGAAGAGGUGAUGGAUGAGGACCUGGAAGACCCUGAGCCUAACCAAACCUUCAGCCAUAAGGACAGACGUGGAGGGAAGGCAGCGGAGAAGGAGAAUGGUGGGAGAGAGGAGGCAAUGGAGGCUGAGGAGGGGAGGAGCCCGUCGAGAGAGCCAGCCGUGGGGGAGGAGGGGGAUCUGCGAGGGAUGGAGUUCACCUUGACGGAAGAGGAGGUGUCGGCGUCGCUGGAGAGGGAUGUGAUAUGCGAGCAGGUGUUCUUCGACGACCACUCGGACUCAGACUCGGAGGAGGAGGAGGAGCCACGCCUCAAGAUCGUGAGUGCCUACACCUUAGCUGCCCCUGAGAGUGAGCGAGCCACAAAGAGCCAGUGAGUGCCGGUACAGUGCCAAGCUGAAACUAGUGGACCUUGGCAGUGCUCUUGAGGCUGUGGAAAAGAUCUCACAAAUGCUGUUGAAUAAUGCUGAGAAGGGAGUGUUACAGAGAGCCAGUGAGUGCCGGUACAGUGCCACGCUGAAACUUGUGGGCCUUGACACUGCUCUAAAGGUGUUGAAGGUCAUAAGGAUGCUGUUAAUAAUGCUGAAAAGGGAGAGUUAGGGAGAGUGACAGUGUUAAUAAGUCCCACCCUAGACAAGCAACAUUCUAAUGGGACUUGAAAUUUCUCUAGAGGCUAUCCUGAAGCUUUUAAGAAUGUUAUGUGGUUACCAGCCAGUGCCACCUUCUCUAUACUUGACAUGCUGGAAAGGAGAGAGCUGUUUUGAGAGCCAUGUGAGGGCUAGGAGAGUGUUGGUUUUGUUAUUUAAAGUUCUGAAGUUAUUUACAGGUCUUAUUGAGGCUGUCUGUGGUGAUUGAAGCCAUCUGGAAGCUAUGUCAUCAAGGCUAUGUUACUGAAGGUGUUUGAAGCUAUUUGAAGCCUAACUAAGGUAUUGGAAGUUAUCUGGAAGCUUUGUAACUGAGGGUAUCUUGUUAAAGAGCGUUUGAAAGAGUUUGAAGCUGAUUGGAGUCUAACAGAAGUAUUGGAAGCUAUCUGAAAGCUGUAACUGAGGCUAUCCUAUUGAAGAGCAUUUAAUAGAGUUUGAAGCUAAGUGAAGCACAACUAAGGUAUUGAAAGCUGUCUACAAUCAUGGCUAUCCCGUUGAAAAGUCUUUGAUGUCUUAAAACUUGUUGAGGCUGUCUGUUAACUCCUACAAGGCUAUCCUAUUGAAGAGCAUUUGAUAGAGUUUGAAGCUAAGUGGAGCAUAACUAAGGUAUUGGAAGCUAUCUAGAAUCGAAAGUCUUUGAAGAUGUCUUAGAGCUUGUUGAGGCUGUCUGUUAACUCCUACAAGGCUAUCCUAUUGAAGAGCAUUUGAUAGUUUGAAGCUAAGUGGAGCAUAACUAAGGUAUUGGAAGCUAUCUAGAAUCUAAAGUCUGAAGAUGUCUUAGAGCUUGUUGAGGCUGUCUGUUAACUCUUACAAGGCUAUCCUAUUGAAGAGCAUUUGAUAGAGUUUGAAGCUAAGUGGAGCAUAACCAAGGUAUUGGAAGCUAUCUAGAAUCUAAAGUCUUUGAAGAUGUCUUAAAGCUUGUUGAGGCUGUCUGUUAACUCUUACAAGGCUAUCCUAUUGAAGAGCAUUUGAUAGAGUUUGAAGCUAAGUGGAGCAUAACUAAGGUAUUGGAAGCUAUCUAGAAUCUAAAGUCUUUGAAGAUGUCUUAGAGCUUGUUGAGGCUGUCUGUUAACUCCUACAAGGCUACCCUGAAAGUGUGUGAAUGAUAUCAGUCUGUUGAAAUGACGAAGAAACACCAUGAGAAAUUGGCCUAUAGUAACACCUUCAGAGAGCUAUUGUAAGCCCUGAGAGGUGUGUGAUCUUGUUACGAGAAGGAUGUGAGCUUGUUAUUGGGAUGUGAAAGUGUGUUAGAGGGUGUGAAGGGAGUGGUGAAAACUGUUAGAGCAUAAAAAUGGUAUCAAGUGCCACUCAAGACUGUUAGAAGGGGGAACAACUAAUGUAGACUGUUAUUGUUCUGUGAGGGACUGUUAGAGAAGGGGAAGGGUGUUGAGCUUGAGCAGGGUGUGAAAGGACUGGUUAAGAGGUUGUUAGAACAUGGGAAAGGAGUGAAGGGAUUUUGCCAGCCUCACACUCUUGAAAGUCUUGGACAGCACACAAUCUUUUUUAUCUGUUUUAGUGUUUUCUGAGAGCCUAAGAAGACGGGAGGGGUGCGAAGGGACUGGCAAAGACUGUUAAGUAAUUGGAAUGGUAAUGGUAUGGUUAAUAGAUCGUUUUGUAGCGUGUGGUGAGGCUCCGGCAAGAUUCUUUUCAUUUGUUCAAUUCUGCCAGCCUCCCGCCAUUGAAAGUCUUGUCGGAAAGCAACUGUUGAUUCAUUUUUCAUCCGUUCACUGUUCCGGCUGUUCGUGGCUGUGCAUAAACUCUUCUCUAAAUGGCUGUUGACGACUUGUUGGUUGGUUGCUUGUUGGGGGGACGCUUCACUUAGAGCUGUUAGUUAAAUAAAUGCUGUCGGAUAUCUCUUUCUAUUAGAGCUUUUAAUACGACGCUGGUGAUGGGAGGGAAAACAUAGAUCAUUACUAAGGAGGUAUAAGGUGUAUGUACAAUCUAUUCAGUGCCAUGGAUACCGAUAGAAGACAGGAAUAAAGACAGGAGAGUCGUGUACUAAUAGGGCCGAGGCGUUAGGUAGCAUAUGUCAAGUACGUAGGAAGUUGAUGCAGGAAUCUUGGGGCAUUAUCGGGUGAAACGUGAAAAUGUUAUGUAAGUGUGGGAGGCGGAAGCUUACGAGAAUCCUGACCAGUGUGCGAAGGUGGAGCGAAACAGUGGAAGGAACUCUUACUGCUAGAUCUUGAGGUGAUGGUGGUGUGGCUUAGAGGUUAUAAGGGAUUGACGCCACUGUGAUCGCAAAUGUGUAUAAACGAUUCGAAAGAGAGAAGGAAAUAUAGUCACAAAGCUUAUACAUAAAAAUGAUCUCACUUUGAUGUGUAUAAAAAGAAAAGAGAAAAAAGAAAUGUCAUAAACGAUUGGAAAGAGAGAAGGAAAUUUAGUCACAGAGCUUAUGCAGAAAAAUAAUCUCACUUUGAUGUGUAUAAAAAGAAAAGAGAAAAAAUAAAUAAGUCUGGUUAUAGAGAUUGGAAGUCCCUGUGAUUCUGGGUGUUUAUAUAAAAUGGAAAUUAAGAAGAAAAAAAAGAAGUUAAGUUACAGAGCUUGCGCGGAAAUGACGACUGCGAUCAUGAAUGUGUAUAAGAAAAUGAAAAAAAAAGAAAAUAGAAAAAAAUAUGAUUGUUAUAUAGAAAGAAUGCCGCUGUGAUCUCGGACGUGUUGAAGAAAAAAACGGAAAAACAAAAGAAAAUCGCAAGUCACAGUAUCUCCAUAUAAAAAAAAAUUAAAAAAGUAUGAUUGUUAUAUAGAAAAGAUGCCGCUGUGAUCUCGGACGUGUCGAAGAAAAAAAACAGCAAAAUAAAAGAAAAUCGCAAGUCGCAAUAUCUCCACACUAAGGAAAGGAGGGCUGACUAAAGUGUCGAAGCAACUGUUUGAACGAGUGCUUUCCAAACGACCAAAUAGUGAAUAAAGCUGAAGGGCAUAAGGGCUGGUCGUAGUGUUGGCGUCGUAGUUACUGACGUGUGGCGCCCUUUACGACGAGAAGGAAAAAUGGAAUAAAGUGCAGACAAGCUCGUUAUGUAUUGAGCAAAGGAAAAAAUGAAGGAAAUGAGUGACGGAGUUUUAAGACAGCAGAAACAAGGAAAGAAAAUAGUGCAGAAAGGCUCAUAAUGUACAGAGCAGAGAAAAAAAAAAUGGAGAAGAUGAAUGACCGAAUUUUAAGACGAAAGUGAAUUAUGAAAGAGAGACGAAAGAUUGAUUUCGUAAGAGGCUAAUAGGAAGGAAAUAGGGGAAAAAGAGAUGAUGUAAGAAACGGAUAUACGAGAGGAGAAAACGACAAAUAGACUCAAUAUAUAAAGAGCAAAGGAAGAAAAUUGAGAAAAUGAAUGACCGAAUUUUAAGACGAAACAGAAGAUUGAUUUCAUAAGAGGCUAAUAGGAAGGAAAUAGGGGAAAAAGAGAUGAUAUUAGAAACAGAUAUACGAGAGGAGAAAACGACAAAUAGACUCAAUACGUACAGAGCAAAGGAAGAAAAUGGAGAAAACAAACAGCCGAAUUUUAACACGAAACAGAAGAUUGAUUUCGUAAGAGGCUAAUAGGAAGGAAACAAGGGAAAAAAGAGAUGAUAUAAGAAACAGAUGUAUACAAGAGGAGAAAACGACGGAUAGACUCGACAUGUACAGACCCUAACUAAUACGAAAGGAGCAAAGGAUAAACAAACAGUGGACUUGAUCUACUUGACGCAACGACAGAUUACAGGAAAGAGAGACCAGAAGGAGUACAAAUCAGCACAUAACAAAUUAAGUCUUUCCUCCUCCUCCUCCUCCUCUUCCUCCACCCCCUCCACCUCCUCCACUUCCUCCAUCCCUUGACGCUCACAUGUGGCUGUUUUCUGGUGCAUGUGUGUGUGCGUUUCCAUAGCGGUAGUGUAUUUUAUGAAAGUACAUGCUCAGUUCACGUGGCUCACCGUUAUUGAACCCUGCGGAGAAGAGUUAGGUGUGUGGUAAUAAUGUUUGUGGUGGAAACUGUUUUUUGCUCAGGAACUGGGUAAUACUGGCCUGUGUGUGUGUGUGUGUGUGUGUGUGUGUGUAUAGCCCUUCUCCACUCUCAGCUCAAGGAAGGACAAAGUAAACUCCACCCAAUUAAGAAUCCGAAUGAAAAACAUGAUCGACUGUGCUGUUAACGUGUUCGCAAGUCUUAUUAUUUAUUUACCUUUUAUUUAUUUACGUAUACUCCGUCACUGUCAUUAUUCUUAACGUCAUUAUUUUCGUUGAUUUGGUUUGUGCUUAAGCGAGACUUCUUCCAUCUUUGAAUCUCUUAAGCCAUCUUGCUGCUCUUCCCUACCUCCUCACAUACUUCCAUCAGUCCCUCCUUCCCUCCCCCCCCUCAAUGGGUCACACAGGGUCACUACGGGCAUCACAGCAGUCGGGAAUGCUCUCCAAUUUGUACGCACCUUUCCAGUUAACUUUUCAUUCAUGCGCUUUUCCUUAAUUUUGUUUUUUUUAAUACGAGGUUAAGCAUUUGGUGAUUGUCUGUCGUUUUUCAAGUCUCAAUUUUGGUCACAAGUUAGACAAUUGGUGGUUGUCUGUUUCUGUCUGUUUUCUCAUUUUUGUCGUUUUUCAAGUCUCAUUUUUUGGUCACUAAGUUCGACAAUUGGUGGUCGUCUGUUUUUGUCCGUUUUCUCAUUUUUGUCUCGUUUUCCAAGUCUCAUUUUUGGUCACUAAGUUAGACAAUUGGUGGUCAUCUGUUUCUGUCUGUUUUCUCAUUUUUGUCUGUCGUUUUUCAAGUCUCAUUUUUGGUCACUAAGUUCGACAAUUGGUGGUCGUCUGUUUCUGUCUGUUUUCUCAUCUUUGUCGUUUUUCAAGUCUCUCAAUUUUGGUCACUAAGUUAGACAAUUGCUGGUCAUCUUCUUUUGUCUGUUUUCUCAUUUUUAUUACGAGGCGAGACUUUCAAUGAUUGUCCGUCCUCGUAAUGUCUGAUAACCAAGUACUGUCAAAAUGAAAAUCAACUGUUCUUUGGUAUUUACUGUCUUCUUCUUCUUCUUCUUCUUCUUCUUCUUCUUCUUCUUCUUCUUCUUCUUCAGCUUUUUCAUGUCUUUCAUAAUGGGUUGCUGUUCCUGCUACAUUGUCUCCUUUUACUCCAAUUAUUCAUGUUCUGUCUGAUUCUUUAAUGCAAUCUAUCCUUCUUCUUUUCUUCUUCUUUUCACACUGUCUUUCUUUUAUGCAAUCUAUCCAUCUUCUCCUUUUUCUUCUUUACACAAUCAUUCAUGUCCUGUCUGUUUCUUUUAUGCAACCUAUCCAUCUUUUAUGUAACCUAUCCAUCUUGUUCUUCUUUUCUUCUUCUUUUUUCUUUACACAAUCAUUCACAUCCUGUCUGUUUCUUUAAUGCAAUCUAUCCUUCUUCUUCUUCUUCUUCUUCUUCUUCUUCUUCUUUACACAAUCAUUCACAUCCUGUCUGUUUCUUUAAUGCAAUCUAUCCUUCUUCUUCUUCUUCUUCUUCUUCUUCUUCUUUACACAAUCAUUCACAUCCUGUCUGUUUCUUUAAUGCAAUCUAUCCUUCUUCUUCUUCUUCUUCUUCUUCUUCUUCUUCUUUACACAAUCAUUCACAUCCUGUCUGUUUCUGUUAUGCAAUUUAUCCAUCUUCUUCUUUAUGCACUCUAUCCAUCUCUAUAUCACCUCAUUUUUAUGGAAUAGCGUCCUAAUAAUUGGAAAGUUGCCUGCAAAAUGGUGUGUGUUCCCUGACAAAUGUAGUUACAAAUUCACAAAGGAAAUGAUCUCAAACUCGGGGCUUCGGGAAAGACACAAAAAAAAUUAUAAUUGCUAGGAAAAAUGUGUUAUUGCGUAGUGAAUGUAUAAGCUUCGGGUCUCAAGGAACAAGUUGCGUGUGGAUAGACUAUUUUUUUGUUUUCAUUUUUAUUUUUAUUAUUGUUACGUACUUCUUGGUGUAUAAUUUGUCUGUGUACAAGUGGGUCUUUCUUUACUUAUACUACUUAUCAAUUCCUCUCAGUGUUUGUGUGUUCGUGUGUGUGUUUACGUUUGCACUCUUUCAUUAGAUUGCUGGAUAAGUAGAGCAUAUCGUCACCCUCAUAAAAUAAUCGCCUAAGUAAUUUUUCAACUAUUUCCAGGUUUUUGUUUACAUCAAUUUUUCAUCAUGUGACGCCCAAUUUUGUAUAGUUGCCUUCGCCAUUCCGGGUUUGAGUGUUCCAGAAUUGACCUUUUAAUUUCUGCCUAAAUCUUAAGCCAAAUAAGAUAAUGAGAGUUCUUUUCUGAUUUCCUGUAAAGUAGAAAAUAAUGACUUAGGUGGUUUGUUUAUGAAGGUGACGAUAUCCUUUAUUAUUAUGUUUGAGAAUUAUUUUGAUUGAUUUCUUUACUCUUUUAUCGUAUGUUGUCAUGAGGCUUUCUAGGAUUUAUUUGUAGCCUUUGUUUGGUUGAUUUCUUUACAUUUUUUUUUAUCGUAUGUUGUCAUGAGGCUUUCUAGGAUUUAAUUGUAGCCUUUGUUUGGUUGAUUUCUUUACAUUUUUUUUUAUCGUAUGUUGUCAUGAGGCUUUCUAGGAUUUAUUUGUAGCCUUUGUUAGGUUGAUUUCUUUACUUUUUUUAUCAUAUGUACUGGUGAGGCUUUUUAGGAUUUCUUUGUAGCCUUUGUUUGAUUGAUUUCUUUACUUUUUUUAUCGUAUGUUGUCAUGAGGCUUUCUAGGAUUUCUUUAUUGCCUUUGUUAAGUUGAUUUCUUUAAUUUUUUUUUAUCAUAUGUUGCCAUGAGGCUUUUUAGGAUUUCUUUGUAGCCUUUGUUAGGUUGAUUUCUUUACUUUUUUUAUCAUAUGUACUGGUGAGGCUUUUUAGCAUUUCUUUGUAGCCUUUGUUAGGUUGAUUUCUUUACUUUUUUUAUCAUAUGUACUGGUGAGGCUUUUUAGCAUUUCUUUGUAGCCUUUACUCUCCUUUCUUUGCCAAGGAGGAAGUCUGCCGGAAGGUGAUUUCUUUGUUAUGUGUAUCGGGAGGCUCAAAGCAACGGCUGAAAAUAGGAACUUGUAUAAAGGAGGAAGGCAAAGGAGAAAAAAACAAUUAACUAACAGGCAGCAUACGCCAGGGGGCACGUUGCUUCACUCACCCGCCGUUUCCACCCUCGACGUUCCCUCCGAGCAAGUCCCCCAUGCAAUUAGUGCCAUUUAAUUAAUUAUGGGAGCUAGUAAACAUAUGAUGGAAAGCAGUAUAAUUAGACAGUUUUGGGACACAUGAGACAUUAAAAGGAAAGUGUAUUUUCAGCAAUAGGAAUUUACAUAUCAGUAAUAGGAUAAAAAAUUGACUUACACAGCCAGACUCAACCUAAAAAUGAUCAGGUGCUGCCUCUCGUAAGAAGAAUUAAUGAAUGCAGGUAAGUUUAUGUAUCUGAUCAGGAAUAGUGAUUUUUUUUUUUUAUUUUAACUUUGAAUGCAGGUAAUUUUAUGUAUGUGAUCAGGAAUAGUGAUUUUUUUUAUUUUAACUUUGAAUGCAGGUAAUUUUUUGUAUCUCGUCAGGAAUAGUAAUUUUUUAUUUUAACUUUGAAUCCAGAUAAUUUUAUGUAUCUGAUCAGGAAUAAUGAUUUUUUAUUUUAACUUUGACUACUUCGUGGGUUAAGGUUUGCGUGCUUUCAUGAACGUUGGCGAGGAAACGGAGUAGCUGUGUAGACGACUUAUUUACAAAGCUUUAUUUGAACUAGGAUCGCUUAUUGUGCCAUAACGCAAGGGAUCGUGGAAUAAUCGGGACACUGCCUCUCUCUCUCUCUCUCUCUCUCUCUCUCUCUCUCUCUCUCUCUUGCUCUCGCUCUCAUCUCUCAUUAUAUAUUUUCUUUUGGUUGUACGGUUAGAUAUUUAUUUUGUGUGUGUGUGUGUGUGUGUGUGUGUGUGUGUGUGUGUGUGUAGAGGGGCAAUAAAAAUAAAAAUACUUAAGCGUGAAAAAUAAGAAGCAGUUUUAAUAAUAAUGUACAGAGUUGAAGUCAAACAAAACCACGGAGAGGGGGGCACGGUACAGCCAGUGAGAUGUUAUAAAUCCUAAGAACCCUCUCAUUUGUUAUUGUGCAUGUUGAUAUAUUGUCACCAUUACUAGUUACUUUAUGACCGUACUAACUGACCUCACUCUAAUGUGCGUGGUGAUGAUGGUGGUGGUGGUGGUGGUGGUGAGUGUGCUGGUUGUGAUGUGUGGUGGAGAAAAUAAUGUGUAUAUAUGUACUGUGAAUGCUGACUGUUUUGAUAUACAUACCUGUACAUACAUAUAUACAUACAUACAUACAUACAUAGGGCAUUAUAACAGUGGAGAGGCACAGGACACACACACACACUCACUCACUCACUCACUCACUCACACACACACACACACACACAGGAAAAGUUGGACAAAUACAGAUAUGGAGACGGGACCACAUGAACGUAAGCCCAGGCCCCAUAAAGCUACAACUAGGUAAAUAUAACUAGGUAAACACACACACACACACACACACACACACACACACACACACACACACACA